AUGUGGCAUAUAUACAACCUUGUCCGUGUUGGUGAUGUUGUCCGCAGUAAAACGAUUCGCAAGGUGGUCACUGAAACAUCAACUGGAACAACAUCUAGCCAGCGAAUGCACACUGUACUUACGGUACAGGUUGAAGCUAUUGAUUUUGAUCCUGGAGCAAAUGCACUUCAUCUCAAAGGUCGAAACAUUCAAGAGAACGAUCUGGUAAAACUCGGGGCUUACCAUACCCUUGAUCUGGAGCCAAAUCGAAAGUUCACGUUGGAAAAAACUGAAUGGGAUACAAUCGAUAUAGAACGCCUGGACACUGCCCUUGAUCCCGCGGCUCAGGCAGAUGUUGCUGCUGUUGUUCUUCAUGAAGGAAUCGCUCAUGUCUGCCUUAUCACUCCUGCCAUGACUUUAGUGCGAGCAAAGAUUGAUAUGCAGAUCCCACGAAAGCGAAAAGGCUUCACAUCUCAACACGAAAAAGGCAUUCAGAGGUUUCUUGACGCUGUCUCGGCAGCAUUUUUGCGUCAUGUCAAUUUCAACGUUAUAAAAUGCGUACUGAUCGCAAGUCGAGGCUUUCUAAAGGAGCAGUUCAUGGAUCAUUUGUUGAAGUAUGCUGACGCACAAGGCAAAAAGGUGCCUGACGCACAAGGCAAAAAGAUUACAACGGAGCAACGAGGGAAAUUCAUGCUGACGCAUUCUAGUAGUGGUUUCAAGCACUCUCUGAAAGAGGUGCUUGAAGAUCCAGCAGUAGCUAUUCGACUGGCGGACACUAAGGUGAGCUUUAUGUUCGACUGCCACGAUUCGUUCAUUCUCUUGAAAUCUUUUUUGCUUAAUCAAAUAUCUCGCUUGACUGGAUGA
Cooperia oncophora is the source of this 843-nucleotide messenger RNA. The record is from the annotation of a GenBank genome assembly. Lineage: Eukaryota; Metazoa; Nematoda; Chromadorea; Rhabditida; Trichostrongylidae.